CACCACCAAGCAACUGUGGCAUAGAAAUUUAAUUUUUGCUCUGGUUACGCCAGACCGCAGUACAAAUAUAGCAACAUGACGACUCGCAAAAGAAACGAAUUUUUGGAUAUCGUCUCCGACGACGAUGAAGGCAGCGACCGCGGCUACGACUCCGAGGCCGCGGAGGAGAGCAAAGGUCGACUCACAAAGCGACGCAAGACACACACGCGUGCAGACGAUCUCAGCGACGAGGAAUCAGACAUCGGCCACUCCGAGUCAGAAGAUGAGCCGAAAACCAGGCUCAAGGGCAAACCGAAGUCCAAGUCCCAGUCCCAAACAACGGAACGCAGCAAUGACAGCGCCGACGAAGAUGAAGCAGACGACGGAGAGAAAAUGCAAGUAGAUCAGUACCUCGACGCAACAGCCACAUACUCACCUUCACAAUCACGAUCGCAAUCACCGUCCACAUCCAGCGUGAACUCCAAACCAACAAAACUGAAGAAGAAACCCCUCGAUAAAGUCCGGCCGCCCAAGAAGAACAAAACAGGUGUCAUUUACCUCUCGUCUCUACCCCCGUACCUCAAACCCUUCGCUCUGAAAUCCAUGCUUGAAACCCGCGGCUUCGGACCCAUCACUAAGGUCUUCUUGACUCCCGAGGUGCCAUCGAACUCUGCCCCUCGCCGACGAUCCAAUAAGCGGAAAUCCUACGCUGAUGGCUGGGUUGAGUUCGCCUCGAAGAAGACGGCGAAGAUCUGCGCGGAGACGCUGAAUGCGACCAUCGUCGGCGGGAAGAAGGGCGGGUGGUACCAUGACGAUGUGUGGAACAUGAAGUAUCUGAAGGGCUUCAAGUGGGCGGAUCUAAUGGAGCAGGUGCAGCGGGAGAGGUCGGAGAGGGAGGCGAAGAGGCGGAUUGAGGAUACAAGGGCCCGCAAGGAAGAUAAGGUGUUCUUGCAGGGUGUGGAGCAGGGUAAGGUUCUGCAGGGGAUCCAGAAGAAGAAUGAGGAGAAGAAAAAGAAGAAAGGCGAGACGGGGCCGGUGAGGGUCCGCAGGUUGUUCAAACAAAAUGAGGUCAAGAUGGGACGGGAUAAGGUCAAGGAUAUCUCUACGUUGGAAGAUGAUGCGAAGCGCGUGCUGAGCAAAAUCUUCUAAUCUGUAUUCAUGCCGAUACGCCAUCAUAGAUAUCCACUACUUGCAACUGUUUCCUUUUGUCCAAACUCAGGAAUGUAGAAUAUAUUCUAUAUAUCUGCAUGAGAAAACU
Messenger RNA from Aspergillus novofumigatus IBT 16806, 1237 nucleotides. Its product is annotated as RNA-binding ATPase activator ESF2. Bases 76 to 1128 code for a protein of 350 amino acids. The transcript is spliced from 2 exons. Gene Ontology annotation, biological process: small-subunit processome assembly; endonucleolytic cleavage in ITS1 to separate SSU-rRNA from 5.8S rRNA and LSU-rRNA from tricistronic rRNA transcript (SSU-rRNA, 5.8S rRNA, LSU-rRNA); endonucleolytic cleavage to generate mature 5'-end of SSU-rRNA from (SSU-rRNA, 5.8S rRNA, LSU-rRNA). The record is from RefSeq and is a predicted model, not a curated record. Gene Ontology annotation, molecular function: RNA binding. Gene Ontology annotation, cellular component: nucleolus. NCBI's taxonomy places the organism in Eukaryota, Fungi, Ascomycota, Eurotiomycetes, Eurotiales, Aspergillaceae.